CGUCGUCAUGCAGGUCCCGGCGACUCCCACGGCUCCCGAUCCCAAACUCUCUUCUUUGCCCGGUCCGGCCGUCAUCCGCCCUGGCUGAUGACUGAUUAUAUUAUACAAAGUCGGUUUCUUGGCCCUAGCCUCAUUUCUUUCUUUCCCUCUGCGCUGUACAACAGCUGUUCCAUCCCAACUGCAACGCGCCCAUCUCGCAUCCACAUCCCCACCCAUCGCUAUCGAUAACCGUCCCACAAGCCUCGGCGCAUCGCCACGCCCUCAGCCUUCAAACUGUCGUCCUCGCCCACAUCUCGCCACGAGUUGGCGUCGCUCCAAGACAUGGACUCCCAUCAGGGCGUCUAUGACGAUGAAGGCGCCCCUCCGCCCAUUUAUCGCGAUGAUGGAAACGCCAGUCUCCAUUCCAACGAGUCGGCCGAGCUUAUUGCGGCGUCCGAGGCCUCUGCUCAGGAGUACUACAGCCCACUGCAACAGUCUUACAUGAGCAAAUACUUACCUCCACAACUGCAACGCAUAUGGCACAGUACUGUCGUUUGGGUCAAGGGCCCACAGCCGCCGCGACCCUGGAAGAUCCGCCCAUUCUUUCCACAUGUCCAAGCUGCGCCCAUUCGCCUCUUGAACAACUAUUUCCCAAAGAGGAAACAGAAGAUUGCCCUGCUCGUCUUCUUCUAUUUUUGCUGGAUCCUGACUUUUGGCCUCGUUCUGCAUCGUAGUGCCUUUGCAGCAGACAUACCAGGCUACGGCAGCCCAGUGCGCGUGCGGUGCACAGAUCGCUUUUGGAGCGACGGCAAUGGCUGCGGCCUCAAUGGCGAUCUGUGCCGGCCCUUUGAGAACAGCACCAUGCCUUUUCGUUGCCCCGCAAAUUGCAAGCGCGUGCAGUUGAUCUAUCCCCAUGCUGUUGGAGACCAGUUGGUCAACUAUCGUCCACUCGUCGUAGGCGGGCCUACAGACGACGAGGAAACGCUCGAAAACACUUAUUACCGUGCCGACUCUUUCAUUUGCGCUGCUGCCAUCCAUGCUGGAUUCAUCAACGACGCUUCAGGUGGAUGCGGUGUGGUUGCUCAGAUUGGCGAAAAAACUGACUAUCCCAGCGUUGACCGCAAGCACAUCAAGAGCACUGGUUUCGAUUCCUACUUUCCACGCUCCUUUUCCUUCCUCUCCGGAACUGCGACAAAGUGCCGCGACUUGCGAUGGCCCCUGCUCGGCGUUUCCUUGACAUUCACUAUUCUCUUGUCCCUCUUUACCACAUCACCACCUGUAUUCUUCACUUCAAUAUUCCUAGGCGUCUUCGUCCACGUUGCGCUUGCUUCGGACCCACCGAAUCUGACAGACUACUAUGCUAUUGUCAGUAUAAUGCUCGCGCGCCUGCUCCCGGCAUGCUUUUGUAUGUAUGCCGUCUACCAAUUCGCCGUACGUCGCCAGCUUGAGGGCCUGGACGCGCACAUAGAGAAGACGAUUCUCUGGCUGGGAGGGUGCUGGAUAGGCGCUCUGAACAAUUACACCUUUGACAAGAUUCCUAUUGAGCGCCUCACUCCGCACGAUAUCCAGAACCAGCCCGGCGCCAUCCCCGCCCUUAUCAUCAUUGUUCUGGCCCUAUUCUUGAUUGCUCUUGGCCAAGCCUGGGCUUUCAGGGUUGAGGGUCGUCUUCCUCGCUACCUUGCCAUUUACGGCAUCUUAGUCGCAGGCAUACUUACACUUGUCGCGAUACCCAAGAUGAACGUCAGGAUUCAUCAUUACAUCCUUGGCCUUCUUCUUGUUGCAGGCACAUCUAUGCAAACCCGGCCCUCCCUUCUCUAUCAAGGUAUCCUUAUUGGUCUGUUCAUCAAUGGCGUUGCGCGCUGGGGCUUUGCUAGCAUCUUGGAAACACCUAGCGCUCUUCGUGGUGACGCGCCCAGCGGUACCCCUCUCCCUAUUAUUACAGCCCCAGUCAUUCAUAACAAUGUGAAUGUAGCUCACAUCAAGCCCAACAUAACUUUUGACUGGCAGUAUCCAUUCCCCACGCCCUAUGAAGGCAUGAGCGUCUUAGUCAAUGACGUGGAAAGAUACCACGAGUUUACAGACAGGAUGGAGGACAGUUGGACCUGGACUCGGCACAUGGAAGGUGUAAAUGAGUACUUUCGCUUUGCAUACUUGAGCGGUGGCCAACGAGGUGAUUAUACAAAGGCUGGGGUUUGGAGGGCAGAUGGUGGGUGGACAGAGAUGGAGCCAGGGCCAUCAUGAUGUUUUUUUAGACAUGUUAGAAGAAAUUGGAUACGUGGUUGUACGCAUGCAUUGUGAGAGGGAAGCAUUCAUUUGUCAUCGAAGUAGCCCAGCAGACUGAAGUAGAAACUUGCUCGAAGCAAUUGGGUGAGUCGGCCGAGAGGGGUACAUUUAGUCAGCUGUAAUAGGUUUAGCAAGGAAGAUGCUUCCCGGUACACAACCAUGUCGUCAAUCCUAGCUGAUUGCAAGGAAUGUAUUACGAUCCGCU
Bipolaris sorokiniana ND90Pr is the source of this 2467-nucleotide messenger RNA. RefSeq lists its product as uncharacterized. NCBI's taxonomy places the organism in Eukaryota, Fungi, Ascomycota, Dothideomycetes, Pleosporales, Pleosporaceae. The record is from RefSeq and is a predicted model, not a curated record. Bases 322 to 2220 code for a protein of 632 amino acids. The transcript has a single exon.